AUGGCUCAAGUCUAUCAUUAUUACAUGGAAGUCGAAGAAACAAAACUUAAGUUCGAUUGUGUGGUGGAUCUCGACCGGCACCAUUUAAUUCCCAAAUUUCUUCUGUUCUAUGCAGGAGAAUUUUUGGAAGAUCUCAAACAACAGUUCAGGGAGUAUGGGAAUAUUGAUUUUGCUAUCAUUCACAAAGAUUUGCCGGAUGAAGAGCGUAACCUUAUCUUUAAUGAUUUCCAUAACGGUAGUAUACAAGCUAUUAUCAUACACGGACAUAUCGAGCAUGAUUUUUCAACGUUCCCCGUAGUUAUCAACUUCGAUCUUCCUUCCAACAUUGACAGAUACAUUUAUCAAGUUAGGAACAUACAACCCACGAAUAAAAUUGCCAUCAACUUGGUUACUGAGGACGAAUUGGCUGCUUUGAUGGAAUUUGGAACAGAAAACGAUAUUGAUUUUAUCGAGCAGCCGAAGAAUUCAAAUGAUUUCCAAAGAAACUAG
Messenger RNA from Auanema sp. JU1783, 489 nucleotides. NCBI's taxonomy places the organism in Eukaryota, Metazoa, Nematoda, Chromadorea, Rhabditida, Rhabditidae. The record is from the annotation of a GenBank genome assembly.